AUGAACCCGGUUCGCGUAUUUGACGGUGUAGUGCCGUAUCGGGCAUGGCGCGAUGAAUCUAUUCGCCAAGGGCAGUCCGUUGGAUUCGUUCCGACGAUGGGCGCACUGCACGAAGGACACUUGAGUCUUGUCGACGCAUCCCUCGCGGAGAACGACAUGACGAUUGUGUCCGUCUUUGUUAAUCCCGCACAGUUUGCGCCUCACGAAGAUCUGGCCGACUAUCCCCGCACGCUCGACAGCGACCUUGCGCAGCUGCACGCCCGAGAAGCGAAAGCGAAAACGCGAGGCCGUCUUGCGGUGCUCAUUCCCACGGUAAAAGAUGUGUACCCGCAUGGAUUCACCCAGGAAGUGGCUCAGCAGGUCGGCGCUUUUGUAGAAGUCAAAGGCCUUUCGCACCAAAUGGAAGGACAAACGCGGCCGACAUUUUUUCGCGGCGUUGCGACGGUGGUCACCAAGCUAUUCAACAUCGUCAUGCCAGACAAGGCCUACUUUGGUCAGAAAGAUAUCCAGCAAGCGAUCGUGAUCCGCCGGCUGACAGACGACCUGCUAUUCCGCUAUCCGCACGGCGCACACAAUGUGCGCGUCCUUCCUACAGCGCGCGAUCCAGCUGACCAUGUCGCACUGAGCAGCCGGAAUGCAUACCUGAAUGCGCAAGGCCGCGCCGCCGCGCCGCUGCUUUACAAGGCACUUUCCGCCGGCAAGCAGACGUGGGAGGCACUGCUCGCAGAUCCAUCCGUGUCUACUGCCGCGCGCGUGCGCACAACUUUGGACACGGCGACGCGGGUCGUUGAACUAGGAAACGCCACACUUACCGCACAGUCGGAUACUGCACAUGCGAGCGUCGCGCUUGACUAUCUCUUGCUCAACGAUCCCUCGACUCUGGCGCCACUGGAUCAAGAUUCGUUUUCAGCGCGCAGCGCGAUCCUGAGCGGUGCACUAUGGAUCCGUAACGAUGCAAGCGACAAGCAACCAUGCACACGCAUUAUCGAUAACCUGCUGCUGGGAUUCGAGUUGGGAUAG
Malassezia vespertilionis is the source of this 1020-nucleotide messenger RNA. It is a transcript of the gene pan6, whose product is annotated as pantoate--beta-alanine ligase (AMP-forming). Bases 1 to 1020 code for a protein of 339 amino acids. The transcript has a single exon. Gene Ontology annotation, biological process: pantothenate biosynthetic process. Gene Ontology annotation, molecular function: pantoate-beta-alanine ligase activity. The record is from RefSeq and is a predicted model, not a curated record. Lineage: Eukaryota; Fungi; Basidiomycota; Malasseziomycetes; Malasseziales; Malasseziaceae.